CUGACGCGACGCAGCGAUGUUGCCAGCCCAGUCCAGGCGGAUGCCCAAGAGCCGAGCUUAGCUUUUAACUAGUUUAUAUCUGGCAGCCAUCGAGUGUGCAACGGCCGACGGAAGUUGAAGUUGUCACCGUGACAAAACGCGAACCGAUUCUUGUUAUUCUUGCCUUGCCCAUGGACAGCUUUAAAUAGCUGCGUUUGUGCGUGUGUGUAUGUGUGUGUGUGUGUGACAACGUCAAAGAAAACAUUAAGCAAUUUGAAAUCAACGGCAAACGAGUGAAAUCUGAUUGGAAUUUUAAAUACGUCAAAGCUUUUGUGAGCGCAAACAAUGAAUUCACUGCCCAAAUGUAUUUGGCGUGCCAAAGCGACAAACUGUGCCACGCCUGCUUUCAGACGGACUGCAUCAAAAAUUGCUGGCGUUCAGGCACCGUUGCUGCAAGGAGAGCAACGACAGCGUCGCCUGGAUGGACAGCAACAACAACGCGAGAACUCGGCAGCAGCCGCAGAAGCAGCAACAUCAGCUGGACCUGCAGCAGUCUGUCCACAUUUGGGUCUAGAGCAGGAGCCAGCAGCACGAAUUCAUGCCACAGCCGAGUGGCAGAAUGCAUUGCCCUACAAUGAAAUACCAGGACCAAAGCCAAUACCCAUACUGGGCAACACCUGGCGCCUUAUGCCAAUUAUUGGCCAGUACACCAUAUCGGAUGUGGCCAAAAUCUCCUCGCUGCUGCACGACAGAUACGGACGCAUAGUACGUUUCUCCGGUCUUAUAGGCAGGCCCGAUCUGCUCUUCAUCUACGAUGCUGAUGAAAUUGAAAAGUGCUACCGCAGUGAAGGACCCACGCCUUUCCGGCCCUCGAUGCCCAGUCUGGUCAAAUACAAAAGCGUCGUGCGCAAGGAUUUCUUUGGCGAACUUGGCGGCGUUGUGGGCGUUCACGGCGAGCCAUGGCGUCAGUUCCGAUCGCGUGUGCAGAAGCCUGUGCUGCAGUUGUCGACCAUUAGACGCUAUCUGCAGCCGCUGGAGGUGAUUACGGAGGACUUUUUGGUACGUUGCGAACAGCUGUUGGAUGGUAACGAGGAGCUGCCAGCUGACUUUGACAAUGAAAUCCACAAAUGGUCCUUGGAGUGCAUUGGUCGUGUGGCUCUAGACACGCGGCUAGGCUGCUUGGAGCAUAACCUGACGCCAGAUUCGGAGCCCCAGCAAAUCAUCGAUGCAGCCAAAUAUGCUCUACGGAACGUGGCCACGCUGGAACUGAAGGCGCCAUACUGGCGCUACUUCCCCACUCCACUGUGGACGCGUUAUGUGAAGAACAUGAACUUCUUUGUGGGCGUUUGCAUGAAGUAUAUACAAAGCGCAACAGAGCGCUUGAAGACACAGGAUCCCAGUCAACGAGCAGGCGAGCCGUCGCUGCUGGAGAAGGUCAUUAUGUCGGAGAAGGAUGAAAAGAUAGCCACUAUUAUGGCAUUGGAUCUGAUACUCGUGGGCAUUGACACAAUUUCGAUGGCCGUGUGCUCCAUUCUAUACCAAUUGGCCACGCGGCCCAUGGAGCAGCAGAAAGUGCACGAAGAGCUGAAGCGCCUGCUGCCGGAUGCCAAGACCCCACUAACGAUUCCACUGCUAGACCAAAUGCACCACCUAAAGGCAUUCAUCAAGGAGGUCUUCCGUAUGUACAGCACGGUUAUAGGGAAUGGACGCACACUGCAAGAGGACAGCGUUAUAUGCGGCUACCAGGUUCCCAAGGGCGUACAGGCCGUAUUCCCCACAAUUGUCACUGGCAACAUGGAGGAAUAUGUCACAGAUGCAGCCACGUUCCGGCCCGAGCGCUGGCUGAAAGAGCAUCAGGGUGGUACUCCUGGCAAACUCCAUCCAUUUGCCUCAUUACCCUACGGCUAUGGAGCACGCAUGUGUCUGGGCCGUCGCUUCGCUGAUUUGGAAAUGCAAAUAUUGCUGGCCAAGCUUCUGCGCAACUACAAACUAGAAUACAAUCAUGCGCCAUUGGACUAUGCGGUGACCUUCAUGUAUGCGCCGGAUGGUCCGCUGCGCUUCAAAAUGACGCGUAUCUAGUUGUUGUUAUUACUCCUUUCUAUAUCUGUGUACUUUAAGAUUUUUUCAUAU
Messenger RNA from Drosophila arizonae, 2109 nucleotides. RefSeq names its product Probable cytochrome P450 301a1, mitochondrial (gene Cyp301a1). NCBI's taxonomy places the organism in Eukaryota, Metazoa, Arthropoda, Insecta, Diptera, Drosophilidae. The record is from RefSeq and is a predicted model, not a curated record. Gene Ontology annotation, molecular function: monooxygenase activity; heme binding; iron ion binding.